Molecule: messenger RNA, 492 nt
Organism: Talaromyces amestolkiae
Lineage: Eukaryota; Fungi; Ascomycota; Eurotiomycetes; Eurotiales; Trichocomaceae
Exons: 3
Coding region: 1-492 (163 amino acids)
Biological process (GO): positive regulation of translational elongation; positive regulation of translational termination
Molecular function (GO): RNA binding; translation elongation factor activity; ribosome binding
Source: RefSeq, a predicted model, not a curated record
AUGGCCGACAACGACGCCCAGCAUGAGCACACCUUCGACAGCGCCGAUGCUGGUGCCUCCGCUACCUUCCCUAUGCAGUGCUCUGCUCUGCGUAAGAACGGUUACGUUGUGAUCAAGGGUCGUCCCUGCAAGAUCGUCGACAUGUCUACCUCCAAGACUGGAAAGCACGGUCACGCCAAGGUCCACUUGGUCGCCAUCGACAUCUUCACUGGCAAGAAGCUCGAAGAUUUGUCUCCCUCCACCCACAACAUGGACGUCCCCAACGUCUCCCGCAAGGAAUUCCAGCUCCUCGACGUUACCGAUGACGGUUUCCUUUCCUUGAUGGACGAGGCUGGCAACACCAAGGACGAUGUCAAGAAGCCCGAUGGUGAAAUUGGUGACAGAAUUGACAAGCUCUUCACCGAAGAGGGCAAGGAUGUCAACGUUACCGUCAUGUCUGCUAUGGGUGAGGAGGUUGCCGUUGAAGCCAAGGAGGGUCCUAAGAGCGGUUAA